This is a messenger RNA of Portunus trituberculatus (swimming crab), 1881 nucleotides long. RefSeq lists its product as uncharacterized. Gene Ontology annotation, cellular component: membrane. Gene Ontology annotation, biological process: sensory perception of taste. Bases 543 to 1751 code for a protein of 402 amino acids. The transcript is spliced from 5 exons. NCBI's taxonomy places the organism in Eukaryota, Metazoa, Arthropoda, Malacostraca, Decapoda, Portunidae. The record is from RefSeq and is a predicted model, not a curated record.
AUGCAUACGUUCACUGUGUCUCACUCUCAUGCCUCCUCUUCUCAAUUAUUUGCACACUAGUCAAUAUCUCUUUCUCUUUCCUAACGUUCCAUUUACCAUGAGCUGUCAUUAUAAUGAUCUCAUGUAGGCUACUCAACAUUUGUAUAAUAGGCAAUAACAACUCCCUAAGAUAAGUUUCGCACCCCGAAUCCAAAUACGCUGCCAUAAAAAUUAAUCCAGUAUCUCCAUGCCGGAUUGUAUAUAUCUUCUUACUCUUGUUUUUAAUAUUAUAUAUGAGAGAAAACCUGCCCUCAAAACCAGCAACAAUUACCGCAGCUGGAAGACAACCGAUGUAAUUAGCGUCAGUAGCUCUGAUAACGUUCAGCCACCGGACGAGGAUAAUAAAACUAUCUCCUAAAUUUUGUGGUAAGGCACGCGCACAACUUGCCGCUCCGUCUCCUCUGGCCUUCCAAUAAAACUUUCAUCCAUAUUGCGCCGGGCUGUCGUCCGCGCUGUUCCUUCAUGCAGCGCAAGUAACAAGUGGCCAGAUUGAAAUCGAGGGAAUGGCUGUCCACACGAGCUGCCUACUGCUUUUCUUAGGGUGGCUGAGGGCAGUGGGGGGAUUCCCUUACAGAUGGAGGUGGGGGAUGUGGGGGCAGUUGGAAGCACGGAGAAGUGUUGUGGUAGCAGUGUGGUCAUGGGUGUUCGUGGUUACGCUCUCCACCCUUGCAUUGGCCUGUGUCUUCAAUACGCCCGUGUUUAAGGAAGGGGUCGCUGAUACCAGUGCUCGCAUCUUGAAUUAUGUCAAUUACAGUACCUCGAUACUCUUUUUAGUUUAUCUACGACUCCGGCAUUCCCGCCUGGCUUUAAUCCUCCGCCACCUGGAGGAUGCUGGUGUACCUCUACGCCGCCGGCUGGUUCACUGGGACGACGCUGUGCAGUUGACUUGUACCACAGGAAUGCUCGUUGGGCUAUCAGUGGCUACGUUCUCCUCCGUGAGUGACUUUUUCGUGCGCCCCCUGACGAGGCAGGUGGUGCUGUACCACAUCCCUGCCACCACUUGCGACAUAGCCAUAGAAAUCACUGCCCUCGUCCUCAGCCUUCUGCUCUACUUCAUACUUAAGGUUGUGAGUCUGGAGGGCGACGCUGCGGUGACUACAGCCACAGCUUCUACUCUCACCUGGAAAGCCGGGCUGGCAGGACCUCGCCUGCAGCUCCGAAAUGGUCGUGGGAGGAUGUGGAAAGGUUGUUCGGGACGUGGUCGCCUGCCCGUGGAAGAGGUGUUACGUCUGGUGUCCCGGCGCCUCUUGGAGCUAGACGACAUUGUGGAGCAGCUGGUGGAAUAUGGCGGGCCCCCAGCUGGUAUGAUUCUGUUGUGCAGCGCCUUGAAUGCCACUGUAAUGCUCUACCUUACCAUUUCCAAGUUCGACUACUACUACAUGGCAUUCAUCACCCUCAAGGUGCUGAGCAUCGUGCAAGUCACCUUUAUCCCGGACUGGUUGUGGUGCAAGAGAGAGGAGCAUCUGCGAUUAAUGCGGCGGCAACUCUCCACCAAUAUAUAUUGUGCCUCCGUCGAGGCUGCACUGAAGGACGUGGAGAAGGUGGUGGCUGGAGGAACGACCUUCAGGGUGUGUCGCCUCUUCACGCUGGACAGACACAUCAUCCUCUCAGUGGCCAGCUCAGUGGUAACUUACCUGGUUAUCGCGCUGCAAUUUGGAGUAUCGGAGACGCCCGGCCGCCGCUCCUUCUCGGCCAACUGCUCUCAAGUCUAGCCUCAGAUAUCUCCUCACCUACAAAAAGAAAAUACCAGUAUAUACGUACAUAUAUGUAGAUAAAUAGAUAGAUAGAUAGAUAGAUUGAUUGAUUGACAGAGAUAAAUAGGUGGAUGGAUAGAUGGAUAGC